Messenger RNA from Liolophura sinensis, 2547 nucleotides. Its product is annotated as major facilitator superfamily domain-containing protein 4A-like. NCBI's taxonomy places the organism in Eukaryota, Metazoa, Mollusca, Polyplacophora, Chitonida, Chitonidae. Bases 670 to 2541 code for a protein of 623 amino acids. The record is from RefSeq and is a predicted model, not a curated record. The transcript has 11 exons. Gene Ontology annotation, molecular function: D-glucose transmembrane transporter activity.
CUGUCGGUAUACCUGGGUUCUCAUCACAGUUCCGCCAAAGGCAGCGCGAUUCCAUCCAAAUAAUCAACUUUGAGCGACACAUGAUCAUUCCAUCAGGAGAGCACGACUUCUCCGGAGAAAAUCCUGGUCUCAGGGGAUUACCGACAGCGUUAGGUGAACGGUAGCUAGCAGUCGUUCGGAACAUGUGAGUAACUGUGAACAGCGCAGUCAACGUACGGAAGUCCCCCUUUCUUAACGCAAGUCUGCGUGCUUAUUACAGGAGUGUUUGGGAUAAUAUCAAACUAUGUUUGUAACGAUUUCAUGGGUACGAUACAUCAUUCAUGUGAAGAUGACAAUGUUAAUGUGACAACUAUUGCCGUGUUACAGCCAACUGAGAGACAAUCCCGUAUGUGUACCUGGAGAGAAAUCUCUGUUCAGUCAGAUGAGAUAGAGCUGUAUCAGCGGUAUGAAAAUAUUAAACCCACACAGCGCUCAGGAAUUGGUCACACGAACAAAUACCUCGAAGCGCCUCUCCAGGUGAUAGUUGGAUAUGAAGCGUGCUACUGUUUACUCCAUAUAAUUUAGCCGUGAUGGCAGUGGUCUGCUACUGAGGAAACAGGGCCGGCGACUACAUAGUUCAUAUUUUGCCUACUAUGAUCUGUUGGGUGUUGCAAAGGUUAUAGUUACAUCAUGGGCGAUGACAAAGGAUCGACGGCAUCAGCUGGCCGAAAAAAGUCAUUGGAAGUGAAUGGAAAUGCCACAAUUUCAAGCGCCGACACCCCUCACGGUUUAUACCUGGAUAUGAACAAUACUCCACGGGCCCAGCCCAAACGGGAGCCCGGGUCCCCACAUUACGAAGACUCUGUCAGUUUUAGAACUUUAUUUGUGAAACACUGGCUGCAUGUGUUGACUUACUGUGUCGUUUUUUGGACGUUUGGGAUGGGAGUGGCGUUUCUUGGCCCCACUCUCUUGGACCUAGGCUGUCAAACUUCAACUGACCUGCGCGGAAUGAGUUGGAUUUUCUUCGUUUUACUUUGUGCCACCUUGAUGGGCUCUAUACUGGGGGGUUGCUUAGCAAGCAGGUUCAACAAUCAUGUCUUGCUGCUUAUUUCAACGACUGGUAUGCCGCUGAUGUUUUUCGUUAUACCACUGUGUGAAGCAAUGUGGAUGCUCGGCCUAACCCUUGUUAUCAUGGGCUCAUUCAUGGGAUGUGUGGACUGCUUGGCUAAUCUACGCAUGCUGAAUCUCUUCGGACGAAGGGUGUCUCCCUUUCUACAGGCGAUGCACUUUUUCUAUGGUCUUGGGGCCUUUGUGAGCCCUUUGAUAGCUGAACCUUUUCUGCUGAACCAAGACUGUACCCCAUAUAUUGAUGGAUUUACGACCGCUCUCCCAGGCGACAACUUAACGCUGGAGGAAACCUUCAGCACAGUGUCGAUGUUGUCGGAAUCGGAACAUUUGAACACAAUCUCCCCAGCGACUGCAUUCGACAAUACAACCGUGUUGGUUGAGGUCCCACCUGCUCCACACAAACUUUUUGAGGCUCAGCUGGAAACCCAAGUCCGCUAUGCCUUUUACAUUAUGGGUGGAAUACAGCUUCCCAUCCCUUUCCUCGUCUUGUUCUUGAUGUUCCGAGAGAAGUGGGCGGAAGAUUCGAAAUCCGUAGGGGAAAAGAGUGACAACGCUGCCGCGGCUGCGAGUUACGGUACCAUCAGCAAAGACAGUAAUAAUGUGGAACAACUAGAUGAUCAAUAUGGCUGUUUGUCGCGGUGUAUUACAUGUGGCCCACCUCAAGUAAUCGUCAUUACGCUGGUGACAACGUUUAUUAUGUUUCUCGCUGAUGGCCUCCAGUCUUCCUAUGGCGGUUUUGUGUACAGCUACGCUGUGAAGUCUAUUACUGACUUGGAGAGGACAGAGGGGGCUUAUCUUAACGCCUGCUUUUGGGGUACGUUUGCAUUCGGUCGUCUCCUCUCCAUUCCUCUAGCCUCUAGGCUUACUCCUGGGUUUAUGCUGCUGGCAAACAUUAUCGGUUGUUCCUCGGCGUUACUACUAACUCUAAUAUUCAGUACCGACCACAUAGUCUUGUAUAUAGGAACGUGUUUAUUGGGCCUCUUCUUGAGCAGUACGUCACCAACGGCUAUCUCAUUGGCUGAACAGUUCAUUACAAUAAACCCCUCCAUCACUUCGUGCUUAGUGGUCGGCGCUGCUCUAGGGGAGAUGAUAUUUCCCGUCAUUGUCGGAAAUUUGUUUGUUAGUGUUGGUCCAUCCAGUUUCCCCGCCUUUUGCUUCUCCAUAGCGUUAUUCACAAUUGCUGUGUUUGGUUUACUGUGGGUCAUAGGGAUUCGGUCAUUCAAAUGGCAAGAAUCCAAACACGACUCGUUCAUGUGGCUUCAACCUUACGCCGGAAGGAUGGCGGGAGAGAGCACUCUUAUUCAACCGUCUAAAGUAAAAUUCUAUUCUCGCAUGGACGAGGAAGACAGCGACGACGGCUAUGAAAUGGCGGCUAUACCAACGAGGCGAAAAUCGCGUGAAAGAUUUAACAAAGAGGAAGAUAUCCAAGAAUGAUUUUAA